AUGCAUGCUGAUGAGAUUGCCCCGACAGAGAUGGACCCUGCUAUGACGCCUCGUGAGAAGUGCCGGGUGCCAGGCUCUCCUCCACCCCUUGACAUCGAAGCUGGGCUAGCAUCCGGAAUGCAAGCACGGUCUCCGCUCAGCGGGCACUUGCGAAGUAUGCCUUCACCUCUCCGCACCAUACGCAGAUCCCUUUCACCGAGGGAGGCACGUGAUCGUGGAAGCCGGUUGAAUGCAGCUACUAUCCCGGAGAAUGAUCGUGAUGCGCACCUUGGCGAGUCACGAAAUCUUAUGGAGGACAGCUUGAUGGGUACGUCACCCUGCACGGAGCAUUCCAUGGACUCGUUGGCAUCUUUCUUUCGUGAUGGCCAUUACUAUGUACCCUUGCGGCUGUCAUCAGUGGAUGAGCCAUUGGCAGAACCUGCCCAGCAUCCUCGUGAGGCUCACAGUGACCGUCCGUUAGACACGAGCAUUGAUAGCUGUGAGCACGGGACGCCUUGUAUGGCCUCGUUCCCCUGCCCGCUAAGUUCUGGGGGUCCUGGCAGAGUGAUGCCUGCACAAGGUGGCACAAGGCGAUUGGAUGCUUUGCCAGCCGCACCUCCUGCCUUGAUGGGCGUGACUGAGCCACCCCCUCGGCCCAUGAGAGACGUUCAGUAUGCGGCCAUCCCAUGCUUUCCUGAUUCGCAGGAGCUGCGGAUGGCUCGCUCUGGGGUGCCACGCAUCCCUGCUCCUACCGAAUCAGUGGACAUGCCGAGUUCUGAGAGGAGGUACGAGCCCUCGCGACCUGUGCCAUGUCCAAGCCAAGCUCCUCUUCGAGCAGAUGCAGCCCAAGGUGUGGCUGCCAUGCCAACGCGACAUGUGCCAAGUUCAGUUUGCACUGCUGGUGACGCAAGGCCUGCAGAAGAGCCCGGCAGGACCUACGUUUCAAAUCCAGUUCGCGCAAGUGAUGUGCCAACACCUGCUGCUACAGCAGGGAUACCUCCUGCCACCGGCAGUGAACACGCAGGCCUAACUUCGGCAACUGAGGGGCCAGGAAGACAUCGGCUCAGCGAUGCACCUCAAGACUUACGAACUUCAGGGCCAAUGCCCCCUCAGCCAGCAUUGCCAACUGGCGGCAUGUUGUCAAUGAGCAGCAUGGCCACGCCCAGUCUGGGCUUUGUGGCACCUGGCCCAGGACAUGUGGCAUCAAUGCCAGUGCAGGCAGGGGUGCCCCCUGCAGCGAGACUGCCGGCUGCACCUAGUAUCACUCAGGGUGCGCAGCCGCCACCCUACAUGUGCACCAGCUCGGCCCAUGCAGGGCCUCCCUUUCAAAGAGAUUUCGUUGGAGUGGGGAUAGCUCCGCCACCGCAGGCUUUGCCCAAGACUGGUAUGCCUCCUGCACGGCCAUGGGGAACUCAAGGGCCGAUGGCUGCUCCUGCCACCUGGCAAGCGCCUUGGCCAGCGCAGCCCGCUGCGGCAGUCCCGCCAGUCCCAUCAGCCUUGCCGCCGCAAGCCACAUCGCUGCAGGCGCCUGUCCAGCCUGUCCGAGCAGAAGCACACACAGCUGGCCGCAUGCCUCCAGCCGCAGUCACAAACACAGGAGGUGGCCAAGGCAUUGCUCCCGCAGAGCCUACUGAGCCUGCUAUGCGUGCAGAUUCGCAAGGACCAGCGCAGAUCAGCCAGGAAGUACCUGCGGUGGGCUCAAAAUCUAGUGGCCCGAUUCCAGCUUCUGCAGUCCAGCAGGAUAGCCAAGCAGGGUUACCUCCUGCACCUGAAUCCGUGAAGGACACAACGAUCCCUGAGGAGUUGCCAGAGGUGGUGCCUGCACUUCAUGGAGUGGUUCCCCAUGAGACCCAGGUUAAUGACAGCAAGUCACCACCUCGAUCUCCUCUCAGAGCCCGCUCACCUUCUUUCGCUGCUGGGGUGCCAGAUUUGGACCAAGAUCAGAUCACGACACCACCCCCGCCAGAAAUGAUCGAAAAAGGGCAACAGACCACGCCCGAAAAGGCAGUUGCUCACAGGCGCAAGCGGGCCGCUCCAGAGAAGCUCAACUUUGCCAAGGAGAGCCCGUUUUCCUUGGUCAAAGUCGGUGUGGAUAAGCUCAAGUGCCUAAAUCAGCAGGGCAGGCCUCGUCGCCAUCAAAUUCGUGUGCUCGAACACUGGCGAAAUGAACGUGUUCUGUACGAGAGGGUGCGUGGAUCAACCAUGCCCACAGUUUGUGGAGUUGUUGUCGCUCAGCCGUGCGAACCAGGAGAUGAACCCCAGGAACGCAUACCGAUAGGAUUGACAGCCAGGUUCGAUGAUGCCUUCAGCCCAUGCAGCACCAGCAAAAUGUCCGACACCUCGUUCAAGUCAGGAGGGCUGGACCAAGAGAAUGCAGCAGAACCAGUGCAGCAAGCCAAAGCUGCUAAAGCCAGGCGCCCUAGGCGCCGCGUGGAGCUAGCAGCCAAAGCUGCAAGUGCUGCAGCAGCUUCUGCUCUCACAGCUGAAGUGCCGCAACGAGCUUUGCCCAGGAGAACACCUACCGGCUUUGUAGAAGUCCCAACAGCCGAAGGUUCCACACAUGCUGUGGGGAUCAGAGUCGGACUAGAGAAUGGCAAGUGGAUGUGUUGUGACAUUCGCAUCCCUCCGCGCUCUUUCAACACACCGGAGGAACUCGCAGCAAGCAAAUCGAUUCUCAUCUUCGUGGUCUCCUGCGAGCCUGGAACCCUCACUGCGGCAGUUGACUUGGAUGUCAUUGAUUUAUCAACAGGACACUCCCUUGUCAUCCGCCCGGGGCAGGAGUAUUGCUUGCGAAAUUCAUCUGCUGCAACAACGGCCCAGUUGAAGAUGGUGAUGAUCAAUCAAAUGAUGCCGUGA
Messenger RNA from Symbiodinium pilosum, 2835 nucleotides. NCBI's taxonomy places the organism in Eukaryota, Dinophyceae, Suessiales, Symbiodiniaceae. The record is from the annotation of a GenBank genome assembly.